Ogataea parapolymorpha DL-1 is the source of this 2148-nucleotide messenger RNA. RefSeq names its product putative ATPase of the AAA family. Gene Ontology annotation, molecular function: ATP binding; ATP hydrolysis activity. The transcript has a single exon. Lineage: Eukaryota; Fungi; Ascomycota; Pichiomycetes; Pichiales; Pichiaceae. The record is from RefSeq and is a predicted model, not a curated record. Bases 1 to 2148 code for a protein of 715 amino acids.
AUGUUUUCGAGAAAGAAGAAAGAACCAAGCCCGCCGCUGCCCAGGCUGCUGGAAAUUUACAAUGAGAUCGCCAAUACAUCGCUUACGAAUUUAAGUUUAGAGCAAAAUAACCGUUCGAACGAGGCCCUAAAUGGCUGGAGAACACUUCAUCAAGCGGCAGCUCAAAAGGUGGAAGCGCUUGAGAAGAGUAUCGCAGGGGUAGAGCUAACGGACGAGGAGUCCUAUAUUUUGGAUGAAAUCCACAUUCUGCAGGCACAGGCGGAUGACCAUAUGGAUAGAUUAGAGAACAAACUAAAUCCCCCCCUUCCCAUUCAGGCGUCUAAAGUCUAUUCCAAUCCUCAACAUUCCUCCAGUUCUGCUGGUCUAAAGGCGUCUCCCCCUGGUUCCAGAUCCAACUCUGUGCGAGCGAACGUUCCUACCUUGAGAUCCUCAAAUCCAGUAACGAUGAACUCCAAAAGACCAGUCAACAAACCAUUGAUUAAGUCGCUCCGUCCCAAUCAGAACAUAGCUAAUAACAACUCUAGCGGAAGUUUGGGCAACUCCAUCUCUUCCCAAGCCACGGCUAAGCAAGCUGCAAACUUGAUUUGGGCGCCAUCCAAAAGUUUAUCUACCAACAAGACGUACUCAUCGAACUCACAGGAAGACUUAUUUCAAGACUUUGAUGGUGUCAUUGAUGAUGAGGAAUACCACCACAAAGAAACCCUCAGACAAUUACAACAAAACGCUUUUGCAUCGAAAGCCGCCAGAAGUAAAAACGACGAAGACCUAAUUGACCUCAGUGAAAACCUGUCACAUCUGGAUAUUCGUCAAAAACCAACGCCUCAACCAAAACAACAAGUACAAAAGAAUCAUGCUAAGUCAUCAGCAGAGAGAGCACGGGCGGCGCUGAAGAUUUCAUCGCAGGUCAAACUUCCUCAAAAGGUAGCCCCCAGUGCUGUUCGUCAACCUGCCCGCCAUGCAUCGCCAGCAAGAAUUGCCAGAUCUCCACCCCGAUCGACAAAUGUGCAACUCGCCAAACCCCAAAGCCGCAGAGCAAACCUUUCUCCUGGUCCUACUAAACCUGUUUCAAGACCUCAGUCUGGUUCCAGGAGAGCUUCACCACACGCUAAAGGAUCAACGACAAGUGCUCCUAAGGUGCUCGCUGACAAUUCUACAAAAGAUACUGAAACGUUGGACAGUGACAAUUCAAUUGAAGACGACGAAGACAAACUAAUAGCCUCUAUGAGAGGCGUGGAUCCUGUUGCCGCUAGACAAAUUCUCAACGAGAUUGUGGUUCACGGAGAUGAAGUCCACUGGGACGAUAUCGCGGGACUCGAUGCUGCCAAAAAUUCUCUCAAGGAGACAGUGGUUUACCCAUUUUUAAGGCCAGACCUGUUCAGUGGCUUGAGAGAGCCUGCUCGAGGAAUGCUGUUGUUUGGACCUCCUGGAACAGGAAAAACUAUGCUUGCGCGUGCCGUUGCAACGGAAUCAAAAUCAACAUUUUUCUCGAUAUCUGCGUCUUCACUGACUUCGAAAUAUCUUGGUGAAUCCGAAAAGCUGGUUAGAGCGUUGUUCCAAUUGGCCAAAAGACUUGCUCCUUCAAUAAUCUUUGUGGAUGAGAUAGACUCCUUAUUGGGAAGCAGAAAUAAUGAGGGCGAAAACGAGUCUUCAAGGAGGAUCAAGAACGAGUUCUUGGUUCAGUGGUCUGAUUUGACCAAGGCCGCAGCUGGAAGAGACCAGGGAGAAGAUCUACAAAGAGUUUUAGUGCUAGCGGCCACGAACUUACCAUGGGCGAUAGAUGAAGCUGCAAGAAGAAGAUUUGUGAGACGGCAAUAUAUCCCGCUUCCAGAAUAUGAUACCCGGAAAGCCCAACUACAGAGGCUUCUUUCGCAUCAAAACCAUACAUUAACGGACAAGAACUUAGAGGAACUAAUACAGUUGACGGAUUCGUUUUCAGGAUCCGAUAUCACAGCUUUGGCAAAGGACGCAGCUAUGGGACCAUUAAGAGAGCUAGGAGACAAAUUGCUUCUAACAUCAAAAAACGAGAUCAGGCCUGUCUGUCUUCAAGAUUUCAUUAACUCUUUGAAUUACAUCAGACCAAGUGUCUCAAAAGAAGGCCUUAGACAAUUCGAAGAGUGGGCUAAGCUGUAUGGAUCCUCGGGUGUCUAA